UGUUCACUGCUACUAUGGUAUUGAUGGCAGCUCCCGGUUUGCUUGGACUGAGUGUCUGGAUUAUUAGCAGCUGUUCAUCUGAUUUGCGAGAAAAACAAAUCAACCUGCGACCAACCCCGUUGAAGUAAAAGGACCAGGAUACAGCAGCUGAAUAAAUAGAAUGCAAGAAGCGGAAUUGAAGAUUAAAACGGGUCAGAUUAAAACCGCACAAGGAAGACAAGGUCCGUCUGGUGCCAAGGCCGAGGAUUAAAGACCUAAUAUCAGGAAUCAGGAGGUGUUGAAAUCCCCCCGCUGGUAGUCUCUCACAGAUUUCCACAUCUUUAUUACCUGGGGAUGGGUCCACCAAUGAGGAGUCUGACAAUAUACUCCUUGUAUAGCACUACUAGUCCUAGCAUGCUGAAACGGAAGCAAAGUUCGCGGGUAGAAACCCAGCCCGUGACAGAUUUUGGUCCAGACGAAACUCUAGCUGACAACGCAGAUAUUCUGUGGAUAAAUAAAGCAUGGGUGCACUCUUUGCUUCGUGCGUGUGCAAUAAUCAGCGUCAUCUCUGUGUGCAUGAAUACCCCAAAGACAUUUGAGCAUUACCCACCCCUUCAAUAUGUGACCUUUGCCCUGGACACUCUGCUGAUGUUCCUCUUUUCUGCUGAGAUGAUAGCAAAAAUGCACAUCCGAGGCAUCAUUAAGGGGGAAACCUCCUACUUGAAGGACCGGUGGUGUGUAUUUGAUGGAUUCAUGGUGUUUUGUAUCUGGAUCUCUUUGAUCUUGAUGGUGUUUGAAAUUGCUGAUCUUGUGGACCAAAUGUCACCGUGGGGAAUGCUGCGAAUACCCAGAGCUCUUAUAAUGAUCCGUGCUUUUCGAAUUUACUUCAGAUUUGAACUCCCACGCUCAAGAAUUACUAACAUCUUAAAGCGAUCAGGUGAGCAGAUCUGGAGUGUGACCAUUUUCCUGCUCUUCUUCCUCCUCCUUUAUGGAAUUUUGGGCGUUCAGAUGUUUGGAACAUUUACUUACCAUUGUGUGACCAACGAUACACAGCCAGGGAAUGUGACCUGGAAUAAUUUAGCCAUUCCAGAUACCCAUUGCUCACCAGAUGGAGAAGGCUACCAGUGUCCAAUGGGAUUUAAGUGUGUGGAUCUUGAGGAUCUUGGACUUAGCAGACAAGAGCUGGGCUACAGUGGAUUCAAUGAAAUAGGAACAAGUAUAUUCACGGUAUAUGAAGCUGCUUCCCAAGAAGGCUGGGUGUUCCUCAUGUACAGGGCGAUUGACAGCUUCCCCCGCUGGCGUUCCUACUUCUAUUUCAUCACUCUAAUCUUCUUCCUCGCCUGGCUUGUUAAGAAUGUGUUCAUAGCAGUCAUAAUUGAAACUUUUGCUGAAAUCAGAGUGCAGUUCCAACAGAUGUGGGGGUCUAGAAGCAGCACAACAUCAACCGCUACCACACAGAUGUUCCAUGAAGAUGCUGCUGGAGGCUGGCAGCUAGUUGCUGUUGAUGUGAACAAGCCUCAUGGCAGAGCUCCAGCGUGCCUACAGCAGCUAAUGCGGUCCUCAGUCUUCCACAUGUUCAUCCUGACCAUGGUGGCAGUGGAUGUGAUAGUCGCUGCCAGCAAUUACUACAAGGGGGAGAAUUACCUGCGCCAUUAUGACGAAUUUUAUCUAGCAGAGGUCGCUUUCACUGUUCUGUUUGACUUGGAGGCACUUCUGAAGAUCUGGUGCUUGGGCUUCACUGGCUACAUAAGCUCUUCCCUUCACAAAUUUGAAUCCCUGUUGGUAGUUGGAACGACCCUGCACAUUUAUCCAGACUUGUAUCAUUCUCAGUUCACUUACUUCCAGGUCCUCAGAGUAGUUCGUCUGAUUAAGAUUUCCCCGGCACUGGAAGACUUUGUUUACAAAAUCUUCGGACCGGGGAAGAAACUUGGCAGUUUGGUUGUGUUCACUGCCAGUCUUCUUAUUGUGAUGUCAGCCAUCAGUUUGCAGAUGUUCUGUUUUGUGGAAGAACUGGACAGAUUCACUACCUUUCCCAGGGCCUUCAUGUCAAUGUUCCAGAUCCUCACCCAGGAAGGAUGGGUUGAUGUCAUGGACCAAACACUUGUUGCAGUUGGACAUAUGUGGGCACCAGUGGUUGCCAUUUACUUUAUAUUAUAUCAUCUUUUCGCCACCUUGAUUUUGCUAAGCUUGUUUGUUGCCGUGAUUCUCGAUAACCUGGAGCUUGAUGAAGACCUGAAAAAGCUUAAACAGCUGAAGCAAAGUGAAGCCAAUGCUGACACCAAAGAAAAACUGCCACUUCGGCUGCGCAUCUUUGAGAAGUUCCCUAACAGGCCACAGAUGGUGAAGAUUUCCAAACUCCCCUCAGAUUUUACAGUCCCUAGAAUCAGGGAAAGCUUUAUGAAGCAGUUCAUUGACCGCCAGCAGCAAGAUACCAGCUGUCUGUUACGAAGACUCCCUUCUGCCUCGUCCUCUUCCUGUGAUCAUUCUAAAAAGUCUGGCAUAGAAGAUAACAAAUAUAUCGACCAGAAGCUACGAAAGUCAGUUUCCAGUAUCCGUGCUCGCAAUCUUCUAGAAAAGGAAUGUGCUAUCAGUAAAAUUCUUCGGGCCUGCACUCGACAACGCAUGCUGAGUGGAUCGUUGGAGGGCCAGUCUGCUAAAGAACGGUCUAUUCUCAGUGUACAGCAUCAUAUCCGUCAGGAGCGCAGGUCUUUGAGACAUGGCUCGAACAGCCAGAGAAUCAGCAGAGGGAAAUCACUGGAAACUCUGACUCAGGAUCACACAAGCACAGUGAGGUAUCGAAAUGCUCAGCGCGAGGACAGUGACAUCAAGAUGAUCCAGGAGAAGAAGGAACAGGCUGAAAUGAAACGGAAAGUUCAGGAGGAAGAAUUGCGUGAAAAUCACCCUUAUUUUGAUAAACCUCUGUUUAUAGUUGGACGAGAACAUAGGUUUAGAAAAUUCUGCCGUGUGAUUGUGAGAGCUCGUUUUAAUGCCUCAAAGACUGACCCAAUUACAGGAGCCGUCAAAAACACCAAGUACCAUCAACUAUAUGAUCUCUUUGGCUUGGUUACAUACCUGGACUGGGUUAUGAUUGUGGUCACUAUCUGUUCUUGCAUCUCUAUGAUGCUUGAGUCCCCUUUCACAAGAGUGAUGCAUGUUCCUACACUGCAGAUUGCUGAAUAUGUGUUUGUCAUUUUCAUGAGCAUUGAGCUCAAUCUGAAGAUCAUGGGAGAUGGACUGUUCUUUACUCCAACAGCUGUCAUUAGAGACUUUGGUGGAGUCAUGGACAUAUUCAUCUAUUUAUUGAGUUUGAUAUUUCUUUGCUGGAUGCCACCGAACGUUCCCCCUAAAUCAGGAGCCCAGUUGUUGAUGAUGCUGCGCUGCCUCAGACCGCUUCGCAUCUUCAAACUGGUCCCUCAGAUGAGAAAGGUUGUCAGGGAACUCUUCAGCGGAUUCAAGGAAAUAUUCCUGGUCUCCAUCCUCCUGCUGACAUUAAUGCUUGUGUUUGCAAGUUUUGGCGUUCAACUUUUUGCUGGAAAACUUGCAAAGUGCAAUGAUCAUCAUGUUAUCAGACGGGAGGACUGCCACGGUAUAUUCAGAAUCAAUGUGAGUGUCUCAAAAAACCUAAAUUUAAAGUUACGUCCCGGAGAAAAGAAGCCUGGAUUUUGGGUCCCACGUGUCUGGGCAAACCCUCGGAAUUUUAAUUUCGAUAAUGUGGGGAAUGCAAUGCUGGCCCUGUUUGAAGUUCUUUCAUUGAAAGGCUGGGUGGAGGUCAGAGAUGUUAUUAUCCAUCGAGUGGGACCGAUCCACGGCAUCUACAUCCAUGUGUUUGUCUUUCUCGGCUGCAUGAUUGGACUGACACUUUUCGUUGGUGUUGUCAUUGCUAAUUUCAACGAAAACAAGGGUACGGCCUUGCUUACUGUUGAUCAGAGAAGAUGGGAGGACCUGAAGAGUAGGUUGAAGAUCGCCCAGCCUCUACAUCUUCCUCCUCGUCCAGAUAAUGGUGGGUUUCGAGCAAAGAUGUAUGACAUCACACAGCAUCCAUUUUUCAAGAGGACUAUAGCAGUAUUGGUCCUUGCCCAGUCUGUUCUCCUGUCAGUAAAGUGGGAUGUGGACGACCCAGUGACUGUUCCAUUGGCAACAAUGUCAGUGGUGUUUACCUUCAUUUUUGUUCUGGAGGUGACUAUGAAGUCAAUUGCAAUGUCACCUGCUGGUUUCUGGCAGAGCAGAAGAAACCGUUAUGACCUGUUGGUGACUUCCCUUGGAGUGAUUUGGGUUGUACUACACUUCGCUUUGCUGAAUGAAUACACCUACAUGAUGGGAGCGUGCGUUAUAGUGUUCAGGUUCUUUUCCAUCUGCGGCAAGCACGAGUACAGCCAUCCAAUAUUACAGGUCACACUUAAAAUGUUACUGCUGACAGUGGUAGUCAGCAUGUAUAAGAGUUUCUUCAUCAUCGUUGGAAUGUUCCUGUUGCUUCUCUGCUACGCCUUUGCGGGAGUGGUGUUGUUUGGCACGGUGAAAUACGGAGAGAAUAUUAACAGACAUGCAAAUUUCUCCACCGCUGGCAAAGCCAUUACUGUUCUCUUCCGAAUAGUCACAGGUGAAGACUGGAAUAAGAUUAUGCAUGACUGCAUGGUCCAGCCACCUUUCUGCACCCCUGAUGACCAUCGAUACUGGGAAACGGAUUGUGGAAACUAUGCAGGGGCUCUUAUGUACUUCUGUUCCUUUUAUGUCAUUAUUGCAUACAUAAUGCUGAGUUUGCUCGUGGCUAUCAUUGUGGAGAAUUUCUCCCUGUUUUACUCGACCGAAGAAGACCAGCUUCUGAGCUACAACGACCUGCGCCAUUUUCAGAUUAUCUGGAACAUGGUUGAUGACAAACGAGAGGGGGUGAUUCCUACAUCGCGAGUGAAGUUUCUGCUCAGGCUGCUUCGAGGUAGACUGGAAGUGGACCUGGAUAAGGAUAAACUGUUAUUUAAGCAUAUGUGCUAUGAGAUGGAGAGGCUACAUAAUGGGGGAGAUGUCACUUUCCAUGAUAUACUGAGCAUGCUGUCAUACAGAUCAGUUGACAUCAGGAAAAGCCUUCAGUUGGAAGAACUCCUAGCAAGGGAGCAGCUGGAAUACACUAUAGAAGAGGAGGUAGCAAAACAGACCAUACGCAUGUGGCUGAAAAAGUGCUUGAAGCGUAUCAGAGCGAAGCAACAGCAGUCAUGCAGUAUCAUCCACAGUCUUCGAGAAAGCCAGCAGCAGGAGCUUAGUCGAUUCCUCAACCCUCCCAGCAUUGAAACAACAAAACCCAGUGAGGACAUCAAUGCAAAUAGCAAUGACAACCCUUCGCAGCCGGAGACAAGCAAUCCACAGCAGUUGCUCAGUCCAACGCUUUCAGACAGCGGUGGGCAUCGUCAGGACUCGGCUGAAAUGGAAAAACCUCAGAGGAAGUUCGGUCAGUGGCGUUUGCCGGCAGCACCUAAACCUAUAAGUCAUUCUGUUUCCUCUGUCAACUUGCGGUUUGGAGGUCGGACUAGCAUAAAGUCCACUGUGUGCAACGUGAACCCCGUGUCCGACGAGGCGUCAUCCGGCUCUGAGGUGAAGAAAUGGUGGACACGUCAGCUGACAGUGGAAAGUGACGAGAGCGGAGACGAUCUAAUUGACAUUUAACUGCAUACCUUGAAGGACAUGUGUACAAUGAUUCAGUACAAGGACAUAGUGACAUCUGAUUUAUUUUUUUUCUGCCAUUCUGUCAUUUCUUUGGCUAUGGUUCUUAAUACUGUAUUAUAAAAGUACAUUUUCAAAGCCAUCUUUUCAUCAAGAAUAUAGAAAAUGUAUAUGUUCUUUGUUUUCAUAUGCAGGAGUCUUGUACUGUAUUUGUGUACUCUAGUAUUUCUUAAAGACCUAGCCUGUAUGCACUGAAGUUAUAUUGUAACAUUAGUCUACUUUAGAUAGUUUUAUGUUAUUCUGGUUCAUGUUUUUGUUUUAGUAUAGCUUUAUAGUCACACUCCAGGCUCCUGUCUCCUGUCAGAUAAAGACUUGCAGUACUGUGUUAUCUAAAGCAAGUUUCUUCACCUCCCAGCUGUAAUACUGGAUAUAUGUUGGGCCCUCGCUGUGAAUCAGAAAAGGCCAUCCUUAAUUUCAUUAUGAGAACAUUAAAAAAAAAAAAAUUCAAAACCGGUCUGAAAGGGUAUAUAAUUAUGCUAAUCAAAGGUGUGAGCCAUGUAUGUCAAAGCCAUUUAUAGUUUUUGUUGUUGUUUUGCUCCUCGUAAACUGCCAAACUGUGCUGAUAAAAAAAAGUAAGUAAUUACAAAAUAUUUUCUGUCGUUAUUUUACAUCUGUUACUUUAUAAUUUGAUUCUGUAAUAGUUGUGUUCAUUUAUUGAUGACUGAAAUCUAUCUAUCUAUCUAUGUAUGUAUGUAUGUGUGUGUGUGUGUGUGUGUGUGUGUGUGUGUGUAUAUAUAUAUAUAUAUAACACCGUUAUCUCAAUGUGUUUUUUUUAUAUAUAUAAACAACUGAACUAUAAAGGCCAAACCUUCAAAAAUGUAUUAGAAUGGUCUUUAAAUUUAAACAUAUAUAAGUAAUAUUAUAUCACCAGCACUAGAUAUGGCAUUAACUAAGUUUAAACCAGAUAUCAGCAACAGAAAUGACUGUAGAGAAUAUCAAAUAAAAGAAUGAUAAAGCUUUGGCAAUGCUAUUGAUAUAUACAGCACCUUAUUUUACGGCUUCUUGUACCACAGUCUCUUAUUACUGUACCUCUAAUACAUCUCAUUGUUAAUCCAGGCAUACUAUUUACACUAAUGUUAGUUAUAAAAUGUGUGGAGUUCUGUGUUUUCUUUUUCUGUUACAGCGUUGGUUUUAUUUGGUUGAUGUUUGAUACAGAACAUCAUGUUUGUACUGACACAGUCUGUAUUCUAAUACUGUAUAAUAAAUAAAUAUCUACAGUAUGAUUGAAAAA
This is a messenger RNA of Acipenser ruthenus (sterlet), 6919 nucleotides long. RefSeq names its product sodium leak channel, non-selective (gene nalcn). Lineage: Eukaryota; Metazoa; Chordata; Actinopteri; Acipenseriformes; Acipenseridae. Gene Ontology annotation, biological process: transmembrane transport; monoatomic ion transport. The record is from RefSeq and is a predicted model, not a curated record. The coding region runs from base 334 to 5631 and encodes 1765 amino acids. Gene Ontology annotation, cellular component: membrane. The transcript has 47 exons. Gene Ontology annotation, molecular function: monoatomic cation channel activity.